AAUUGCAAAAGGUGGACUUGUUUAUUCUUCAUAAGUUUGAUUUGAUUUGAUUUGAUUUGAUCUAUUCAAACAAAAACUGUGCAAUCGCUCUUGUUGUAGUAGUUGCAGAUCAGUAGAAAUGGGAAAUGAUCGGCAUCGGAUGUCCAUGUUCCUGCCAAUACUGUGUUCAAGCUCAAGCUCAUCCGUCCACGACCCUUUCUCUCCCAGGAUCAGUUGCACCGGCCAAAUCAAGAGGAACAACAAGAUUGCCCGAUUUCCCACUUCUCAGCCUCACAACAACAACAAUGUCAAGUAUGUGAAGCUCAAGAGGCUGUUUUCCUCCUCCUCUUCCUCCUCAUCUAGGACCAGUAGUAAUGGCACCAAGAAUGAUUAUCCAAUUGGCAGCACCAGAAUCAGCAUGGAUGAAUUGGAUCCUCCACUACCUGUGAUCAAGAGAGCAUCGAAAGAAGAAAGGCAGCCACCAAACACCCUCUGGGAGAGGAGAUCGGGUGGCGUUGAAUUGAAAAGUCUACAGCUUCAACAAAUCCAACCCAUCACCACUGUUUGAUUCUUGAAGAGGUAAAUGCAUACAUAGAUGAUUACUUUAUCAUUGUAUAAUAGGGAAUUCCCACAAAUGUUACGGCAUUCGCUACAAUUGAAAUUAUUAUUACAACUCCAAUACUAAAAGAUUUUUAUGUUU
This is a messenger RNA of Rubroshorea leprosula, 679 nucleotides long. The record is from the annotation of a GenBank genome assembly. Lineage: Eukaryota; Viridiplantae; Streptophyta; Magnoliopsida; Malvales; Dipterocarpaceae.